GUGGAUGUCACACGACACAUAACAGUGGGCUCCACUGAUUUUUGUUACAUGGACUCCCUGUGUAACAGGUGUUAAAGGAAAGGCGCACACACGUCUAAGACGCUUAAAGGAAAGGGGAGAGAGGAGUUGGGGAGAGACGAUAACGGACCCUUCAAUGGGCCCACAAACUCCCUGGCCGUGAAAAGCACGUGGCACUCAAAGAACGGUCCUCCAGAACUCGACAAUAACGACAAGACCCCUCUCAGCCAAUAUAUGUGCUGACGUCACCUCAAAAAACUCACCCGCCCCCCAAUCGCUCGGAUCGUUCCUCUAAAUCCCGUACUCCUCACACCUAUUAAUAGUUUCCUACACCACCUGACAGAUCGCAUUUUGCGUUUGCAUUCGCUCUGAUAGAGAUAAAGAGUCUGAAAUGGCAUUUCGGAGAGAAAAGAGGAAUCAUCAACCACUAAAACUCCCAUUGCCAACCCAAACGCUCGCUCUGGAAAUCCACCACAAAUUUCUGCUGCCAUCGCCGGACUCGCACCCGUUACCCCCAUCGCUGGACUCCCCACCGGGAAUUCAGGCCCUGUCCGACCUCAAGAAGCUGGAGGUCAUAGGCCACGGCAAUGGUGGCACAGUCUAUAAGGUCCAGCACCGCUGGACCUCAGAGGUCUUCGCGCUCAAAGUCCUCAGGCUGGGGCCAGACGCAGCUGCUGGCUCGCAGCAGGCUAAUCGCGAGGCCGACAUCCUCAAGCAGGUCGACUCCCCCUUCGUCGUCAGGUGUCACGGUGUGUUCAACGGUGACGACGGCGACAUCUGCUUCUUGAUGGAGCUCAUGGAUAGGGGAUCCCUGCACGAUGUGCUGCGGGCCCGGCAGAGGCUGCCAGAGAAACUCAUCUCAUACGUUGCAUGGCGGGUCUUAGAGGGGCUCAGGUACCUGCACGGCUUGCUCGUCGUCCACAGGGACAUCAAACCAUCAAAUUUGCUUAUCAAUGACCGUUGGGAGGUGAAGAUAGCAGAUUUCGGUUCGAGCCGAGUAGUGGAGAGGAAUGCACAUUGCUCCUCGUACGUGGGGACAUUCGCGUACAUGAGCCCAGAGAGGUUCGACCCCGACCGUUGUGAGGGUUCAUACAAUGGAUUCGCUGGGGAUGUGUGGGCCCUCGGGGUGGUGCUGCUGGAAUGCCAUGUGGGCCACUUCCCAUUGAUCUCGGUGGGGCAGAGGCCAGACUGGGCGACGCUAAUGUGCGCCAUAUGCUUCGGUGACCCUCCGGAGGUGCCUGACACAGCAUCACCAGAGUUCGGGAACUUCGUGAGGCGGUGCUUGGAAAAGGACUGGACGAGAAGGGCCACGGUGCAGGAUCUUCUCAACCAUCCUUUCGUGGAACGUUCUGAAGGAUGGACUAAUGAUUUUGAUGAAUGAUCGUUUAUUUCUUUCAUUCCUUUUUUUUCUUUUUCUUUUUUGGCAUUUUGAAUUAUUAUUUGUGUGGGGGUGUUUUAAUAAUUUGUUAUAAAAUCCUCCUCACAGAUACUGUUUCAUAUGGCCAUUUCUAUUCAUUUCAAUGGAGAGUCACUGAUACUUUUUUUUCUCUUCUUUUUUUUUUUUGGUCUUUUUGGUAGGCGUGGGGCCAUUGCUUCUACCCGUUAGGGUGGGCCACACAUGCACGGUGGAAAUGGAGUACGUGCAGGUUCUUUCAGGCAUCGGUCAAGAUUGGUUGAUGAUCAUCUGAUGAUGAAACGCAGGGGUCCUUAUAUGGAUCAGGGACAUGGGCAAACGGCAACUUGGAGUGUGUUUAUGGGGAGGGGCUGAGGGCCAGACACUGGCAGCCGCAGUUCAUCACUUCUCCAGGGACCUCGGCCAUGUAUUAACUGAGAUGAAGGCCGUAAAAGACAUUAUCCACCUUCCGAUUCUCACCUGAUUACUUGCUAUCAGGGCUUGGGAGGCAACUGGGCUGGGUUGGCCCCCCUUUUUUGGCUACUUUGGGGCUGAGCCUCAACCUUAUGGGUUAGGCCCAGGCCUGAAUUCUAGGCUCAAAAGAUAAUUGGGUUGGACAUGGGCUUGCAUCGUCUCAAAGACCCAGCAACUGGGUCUGCUGUACAAGCUUCGACCCAGUCCAUGAAGACAUCUAUGACCAGUAGGUCAGAUGCAAUGUUUUAAAACCCAGACUCGACCCAAUCGAACCACCAGUCCAAAUGGUCCAAACCAGGAGCUCUAAUCAAUGCAUUACUGAAUAAAAAGAAAUAGAAUAAAAGGACUAAGAAAACAAAACAACUCAAACAAGUGGAUGGGACAUUUGACAUCUUAGUGGAGGUUGUAGGUACAAGCUCCAUCAGGUAGUGGUACAUUUAAUCAAGAAAAACGGCUGACCACAAAUCAAUCCAGGUUACUGACCUGGCCCCUUCUUGCCAUAUUUCUAAAACUCACUCACUUGACUCGAAACUCAGCUGAGUCAACUCGCCUCAGCGAGAUUUUGAGCCAACUCUCUUGGAAAUUCAGUUAUAGGUCUGACUUGAUCUUGACUCAUCAAAUCAACUUGACCACUCAGUUGA
This is a messenger RNA of Magnolia sinica, 2526 nucleotides long. Its product is annotated as mitogen-activated protein kinase kinase 10. Gene Ontology annotation, molecular function: protein serine/threonine kinase activity; ATP binding. Lineage: Eukaryota; Viridiplantae; Streptophyta; Magnoliopsida; Magnoliales; Magnoliaceae. The record is from RefSeq and is a predicted model, not a curated record. Gene Ontology annotation, biological process: protein phosphorylation. Bases 410 to 1399 code for a protein of 329 amino acids. Gene Ontology annotation, cellular component: cytoplasm. The transcript has a single exon.